This is a messenger RNA of Meloidogyne enterolobii, 2043 nucleotides long. Lineage: Eukaryota; Metazoa; Nematoda; Chromadorea; Rhabditida; Meloidogynidae. The record is from the annotation of a GenBank genome assembly.
AUGAGUAAAACAUUAACAACAAUUCAUUUACUUGCAGUUGUAUCACUUUCAAAUACUUUAAUGGCUUUGAAAAAUCGUUAUUAUUAUAAUUCUAAAAGGAUGUCUUUAAGACGUUCUCCUUCAUCAAAAUCAACAGAAGAACAAUUAAGUGAAUGUGAAAGUCACAAAGUUAAACAAAGUUGGUCAAAUAUUGCUGCAUUACAUUGUAUUCUUUUACCGGAAAGAAUAAAACCUAAAAAUUCUUAUGCUUCUCCUAAACUUGAUAUGCUUGCAAGAAAAUGGCAAGACAGUUGUAUUGAAAUACGUGAUGCUGCACAUGCUCUUUUAAUUAGAGAAUUGAAUCGACUUGGCCCUGAAGGUUUUUUUUUGAAUCAUUAUUAUUUUAAUUUCUUCUUUUUUCUCAAUAAAGGACGUCAACAAUUAAUCAAAAAAUGGGCCAAUUUUCUGCCCGUAUUACUUGAUCAAUCAAUUUCUAUUUUUUCAACACAAAAUGCUUCAACUACAAAUCCACCUUCUUCUAAAAAUUUGAAUAAUUUCGCCAAUAUAGAAUAUAAUCCAACAGACUCGCAACAACCAGACUCAUUAUCAGCAAUUUCAAGUACAAGAAUAUCUUCAGCAUCAUCAGUAUCUUCUUCAAAAAGUCCACCACCGCCACGUCCAAGUGUUCCACCAAUACCUCCAAGAUCAUCAAAUUCUACACCUUUACCACAAGUUUUGCCUUUAACAUCUAUUGAAGACAAUAAUUCUUCUUCUUGUGAUUUUUCAACAACAACAAAUAAUUAUUCACAUAAAAUAUGUGUUAAUCAAAGUAGUAAAAGUACUUCAACAAUUAGUGGAGGAGAAGGAGGAGAAAAUAAUACCAAUAGUGAUGUUACUGAACAAACAACAACUAUUGCUUUCGCCUCGUCUUAUAAUACUUCAACAGAAAAUCAACAACAACAUGAAAGUUCUACAAUACUUAAUGAUCAAUUAUAUUUGGGUGGAAUUAAUCAAAUACGCAGAAAUCAGGCAACAGCAAUUAUUUUUCUUGGUGUUAUGGGUGCUGAAUUUCCCAAUGAUUUACAACGCCAUUUGGAUAUUUGCCGUGCUACAGCUCAUUCAUUAUUAGAAUUAUUGUUAUCACCUACAACUGUUUAUCCUCCACUUUUAAUUCCUCAAAAUUCACUUUUGAGAAGAGCAGCGAUAGAUUUAUUAGGAAGAGGAUUUGUGCUUUGGCAGCCUCAUCUUGAUUUGCCAAAAAUGCUUAUUGGAUUACUCAAUUUAGCUGCAGAGUGCGAAAGGCAUUUGCCCGCUGGACCUCUACCUCCUGGAAUACAACUCUCACCUGAAGCUGAUGCUUGUCGUACAGCCAGACAUGCUUUAUCACUUAUUGCUUCUUCACGACCUCAAGCAUUAAUUACUGCACUUAAUAUGGAGGUGAUUCGUUAUAAUGCAGUAGCUCAACAUCAAACAAUUCAACAUCCAAUACCCAGCCCUUUAACAAAAUCAAGAAAUGAAGUACUUAGGCUUUUGGAACAAUUAUCAGAAAGGCAAUACAAUUUUGUUGUUGAUUUAAUUGUACAGGUUGGAGAUAUUCUAGUCCAUUGCCUUGAUUUGUCAUUACUUAAACAACGUUCUAUAACAGAUUUAUUCCCUCCUAUUGCAAAAUUUUAUAUGGUUACUUAUUGUCCAACAACACGUCGAUUAGCAUUUGGUGGAAAGAAUGGAACUAUAGUUAUACAUGAAUUAAGGUUAUCUAAAUCACAGUCAGUUAAAGCCCACAAUGUUCCAAUCACUGCAUUAGCAUUUUCUGAAGAUGGAAAAUAUUUGGCAGCAUAUGCUGCACAGGAAGCAAAAAUUAGUUUUUGGCAAACUCAACAAACAUUUUUGGGAAUGGGACAAAGUCAAGUUAGAUGUGCUCGAAUGCAACCUGCUCCAGGUGAAUUUCCAGUAAUAAGUCCUGGUGGAAGUUAUCAAUUAUUUCGUGCAAGGCUUGUUUGGAUUAAUUCAAAAUCUUUGACAUUAAUGUUACCAAAUGGGAAAGAAAAUAGAUUUAGUGUUUGA